This is a messenger RNA of Momordica charantia (bitter melon), 1502 nucleotides long. Its product is annotated as putative E3 ubiquitin-protein ligase RHC1A. Gene Ontology annotation, molecular function: ubiquitin protein ligase activity. Gene Ontology annotation, biological process: protein ubiquitination. NCBI's taxonomy places the organism in Eukaryota, Viridiplantae, Streptophyta, Magnoliopsida, Cucurbitales, Cucurbitaceae. Gene Ontology annotation, cellular component: cytoplasm. The record is from RefSeq and is a predicted model, not a curated record.
UUGAAGCUCACCCACACCACACCGCACACUGAUGCAAAUCCCUGAUCCCUCUCCACUGUCCUCCUCCAUCAGUCUCGUGCCACCGCCACCGCCGCCGCCGCCAAUGGUUGCCGUCGUUGCUGCCGCUGAUUGUUGCUGUAUGCACUCCUCCAUCGCCUGAUAUAAUUGCCGCUGCUGCGCUCUAAUCUCACGAAUCACACAAUGUCGACCCCUCUGCCCUAAUAUCAAGACUGAGGAGUUUCGCAGUUGAGACUUGCAGGGAUAGAGAGGAACAAUGUCGAGUGGAAGAGACACCCAUUGGUGUUACAGAUGCGAGAGGCCAGUUCGACUUCGAGGGCAAGACAGCGUUUGCCCCAGCUGUAAUGGAGGAUUUGUUCAAGAACUGGAUGAGAUGAUGGGAGGCAGUACCCUUGAUUUCUUUGGAGCCAAUGAGAACGAAUAUCAUGACCGUAGGCUUGGACUCAUGGAGCUUUUCUCAAACUUCAUGAGGCAACGAGUGGUAGACAGAAACAAUAUCAGGGGAAGGUUGGAACCAAUUCCAGAUCAUGGUCCAGGAUUUGGUCCUUGGUUAAUCUUUGGUGGCCAAAUUCCUGUUAGAUUGUCUGGACAUGGUGGCUUUGAAGCCUUUUUUAAUGGGGUUCCUGGAAUUGGUGUGAGUAGGAGCAAUGGUGGUGAUUAUUUUGUUGGCCCUGGACUCGAAGAACUGUUCGAACAGCUUUCAGCAAAUGAUCGACAUGGGCCGCCCCCGGCAUCUAGAUCUUCAAUUGAUGCAAUGCCUGUUGUUAAAAUCACGCAAAGACAUCUCCGUUCGAAUUCACACUGUCCUGUUUGCCAAGACAAAUUUGAAUUAGGCUCAGAAGCAAGGCAAAUGCCAUGCGACCAUAUAUAUCAUUCAGACUGUAUAGUUCCCUGGCUAGUCCAGCACAACUCCUGCCCCGUUUGCCGCCAGGAACUGCCAGCACAAGGGUCGGGUAGUAGCCACAGCUCUUCUGGAAGCAACAAUCCUAGUAGAAACAGACGAGAGAGAGAGAAUAGUAGGAUGAAUCAAGGAAGAAGGAAUCCAUUUUCAAAUUUAUGGCCAUUCCGAACAUCAAGUUCGAGCUCUAACCAUAGCGCUACCACUGGAAACAGCUCACCAGCCCUGCAUGAGAGUAACCAACACCAAACGGGGUAUUCCGGGUGGCCUUUCGACUAGCAUUAAGGGUGUGUUCACAAACUUUUUUGUACCAGCUUGUGAUUUUAUUUAGCAUGAUGAGAAUAGUUCAGCCCCCUGCAGUCCACUCCUUUGUAUAAAGGUUAAUAAUGGACUUCCUGUGUGAUGUAGAUGACAUUUUCUAUGCCUUGUAGAAGCUUGCUCUGGUUCGGUUCGCAUAUGCAUCAUAUGUAUUAAUAUGGCGUCUCAACCGAUCCGAAACCCGCUAUUGUGUCUUCAUUCUCAAUAAUUUGUGUAAGUGAUCAUCAACACAUCUUUUGUGAAUGAUAGAAAGUUGAAAUGUGUCGAA